This is a messenger RNA of Aspergillus pseudonomiae, 2016 nucleotides long. Its product is annotated as arrestin family protein. Gene Ontology annotation, biological process: ubiquitin-dependent endocytosis. Lineage: Eukaryota; Fungi; Ascomycota; Eurotiomycetes; Eurotiales; Aspergillaceae. The transcript has 5 exons. The coding region runs from base 1 to 1812 and encodes 603 amino acids. The record is from RefSeq and is a predicted model, not a curated record. Gene Ontology annotation, molecular function: ubiquitin protein ligase binding; protein-macromolecule adaptor activity. Gene Ontology annotation, cellular component: cytosol; plasma membrane; cytoplasm.
AUGGCCCUAAGUUUUUUCAGUGGUGGGGGCAGUGCAAGUCAUGCGAAGUACUUCGAUAUCCGUCUUGAUGAAGAUUAUAUUGUUUUUCGCGGUGGAGAACAAGAGGCUGCCAGUGCACACUUGAGUGGAAAGCUUCUUCUUUGUUUAUCAGAGCCGUUGUCGAUAAAGCAUAUCCGGCUUCACCUCACUGGUAUAUCGCGAGUUUGCUGGCAUCUGCCGUCUAGUUCUGCUGGUGGUGGUAGGAAAUCGUGGAGAGAGCGCGUGAUCUAUGAAAAGACAUGGAAAUUCAGAGAUCCAGGCAAAGGUAAAACGGAAAUUUUGCCUGCUGACAACUAUGAAUAUCCUUUCAAUCUCGUCUUAGAGGGUAAUAUGCCCGAAAGUAUCGAGGGUCUCAGCGAUACCUAUAUCACCUACCGAUUCAAAGCCGAAAUAGGUCGCAAAUAUGCGAAGGAUAUUGUUGUCCGGAAGCCAUUGCGUAUCAUUCGGACAUUGGAACCUAGUGCUCUCGAGCUUUCUCAUGCUAUGUCGGUGGAGAAUAUUUGGCCCAACAAGAUCGAGUACUCGAUAAGCACACCAACAAAAGCGGUUAUUUUUGGAACCAGCAUCCGAAUUGACUUCAAACUUAUCCCACUACUCAAAGGCCUCUCAAUCGGACAGAUUGUCUCUCAACUUAUCGAGAGCCAUGAUCUCACCCUCAACCCUGAAGAUCCUGACACAGUUCGCAACACAUACAAGAACACGCGAACUAUCUUGAACGACGAGUUUGAGUUGGAUCACGAUAAUGCCUUGGAAAUUAUCGAUGAAGUAGCAGAGGGCUAUCAAUUCUCGCGUUAUUUGGAUCUCCCUAAAACUUUGACACGGUGUCUGCAAGAUACAGAUACGAAGGGUAUCAAGGUCAGGCAUAAGCUGAAGUUCCGCGUUCAAUUGAUGAAUCCAGAUGGUCACAUUAGCGAGCUGCGUGCUACGCUUCCAGUCUCAAUAUUUAUUUCUCCAAACCUUGCGAUCGAUGAGAACAAUAACCUAAUUGACCAGACUCCGCAAUCCGCUCAACGGGCAAUCAACGAUAUUGCUCAACAGGCACCCCCGUUGUACGGCGAGCAUCAGUUUGACCAGUUGUAUAGCGAGCUUGACCCUAAUGGUUACCGUACCCCGGGACCUGGAAGUGGCCCCGGUACACCAUUUGGCACUCUAAGUCGCAAUCUCUCUGCUGAGAACCUCGCUUCUAUGAAUGCUUUGACGAACACCGACAUCUCCGCUUCUGCGCUACACAGCCGUCUAUCAAAUCUCUCAAACCUCAAUAUCACUCGACCCCAUCAGCCGUCGCCCACCGAUCAUGAGCCCCAGAACGACAGCGAACACCGGCGUCUAGGUGUUCCUGCAGAUUACUUUGGACCAUCAUCAGGUUCUAACUCUCACAGCCCUUCGAGCCCGGUGCUCUCGCGACGACCCUCUGAUGAAGUUGACCAUGAGCAUGUUCCAUCUGGAAUGGCCACGCCGUUCCAUCCACAGUAUGCGGAGGUGGAGACUUUGAGCCGUGUUCCCAGUUAUUCGACAGCAGUCCGUACCACUGUCCGUCCCCAUGAUUCUGAGUUGCCAGAUUAUGAUGCCGUCGUUGCGGAAGAUAUUCCCGUUCCGCCACCUCUCCAGUCACCCCAGCAAGCUCAUAUCCGAAACGUCGGGCGCGGACCUGGUCAACUUUUCUCUUCCCUGGAAAUUCUUCAUCAUCGGUCGGGCCUUGGUCACUCUCGUUCCACGAGUCACGAUGAUGAGGACCGAAGACUGCGACUCGUUCAGGCCCGGGCCCGAGUCUAGAUUCAGGAUAGAGGCCACUCCACCUGCAUAGCGGAGGGGAACUUGGAACUCUCCGGUCAUGCGCAUUCAUGAUGACUACGGUACUGUUGGCGCUGGACGCUGAGAGGUGCUAUAUUCAGAGACUCUCCUAAUUUCACGAUAGAAGAAAAGCAUGUACCUCACUUCGUUUUGUAUCUAUAUUAGAUUGGGUGUUGGGUGCUCCUG